Molecule: messenger RNA, 3784 nt
Organism: Homarus americanus (American lobster)
Lineage: Eukaryota; Metazoa; Arthropoda; Malacostraca; Decapoda; Nephropidae
Exons: 4
Coding region: 2806-3399 (197 amino acids)
Source: RefSeq, a predicted model, not a curated record
UGACGUGUGUGUUAUGUAAUCAGCAUGAAGGAGCACCUUUGAAGGAAUAUUCUAACAAUGCAUUAAAUUUGUGUGAAAUGAAGUCAUUGAGAAGACUCGCUAGAGCAACAUCAGUUUGGAGGCCAAACCUUGAAGUUUUCAAACAGCCUUAUCCUGAUAAAACAUAUCUACCACAUUUUCUAUGCAAGACACCUGCACGAACACUAAUGGCUACCGCCUUUUAGCAAUAUACCUGUUUAUGAAUGACUAAUAUAACAUCCAAUAAAUGUAAAUUUCAAAAGAAUAGACUAAAGGCGAAGGGUAUUUCGCUACACAGGUGGUCCACCGUACACUAGACCCAAGAAGGUACAAAAUUAAUGUGUACCUCUAUCCCAAUCGGCGCUAUGAAUGUGUGAAAAUGUGAUACAUAUCCGAACGAUUAAAGUUUAGCAACUCCACAUUUUGAACACGUUUGGUAAUAAACACAAAACAAUGCUGACAUCCUCUUUAAACCAGCAUGAGGGGCUAGUAAUGACCCAUGGUACUGUGUAUUAUACAGGCUGUGACAAACACUCUAAACUGUGUUAGCGAAUAACAUGACGUAUAUACUGUACUUCGUCUUGAAUCACCAUUCUGCCAACAUGAACGCACCUUUUAUUUUUUUUCAUUACGCUUCUGACAGCACUGAACGCACACACGUGGCUCACAGUAUACCUUGCACAUUGUUAAACUAUAAUGUCUCUUAACUUAAAUAGUAUGACAAGCUUGACUUCUCAGGAAUGAGUGUCACGGGCGUAGUCGUAGUGGACACGCUUCCGGGGGUUUGAGGUCAUCCUGUCAUGAUGUAUAGCCAGUCGAGACAGGUGAAUGUCCUAUUUUGUCCAAAAGCCAAAUCCAACAUAAAGAAUAUAAUUUCAAGGACAACUAAGCCUUCAAACCUUUUUACAUUCUGCUUUUAGUUGAAUGAGACACGGAAAAACCUGCUUCACAAGGUCUGUUCGUGAUAUAACAUCCUAUCUCAAGAAAAACGUCUUAUAGCUACACAAAAACAGUUACUAAAUAUAUAUAGCAAUGUGAGUACUGUACGUAUUCUGGCUUUCACACAACACGAGCGAUAAUACAGAGAAAAACCCGGUGAUAUUAGUCGUUGAGUACGUCACAGUGCCAGCAAGAUAAACUGCUGUUGGCUAUCUCACUCCGCCGCGAGAAUACGCCCGAAUCACAUAACUUUCCACGGUCACCAAAAUAUUAUCAAUUCAUGGCGACCUUGUCAUACCGACAUACAUUUACCUUCAUAAAUAUUUUCGACAGAACAAAAUCAUCUUAUUACGAACACAAGCAAUGUUUAGCUUAUCUUUGUUGACUCAAGCGCAGACAAUAAUAACAUCGCAUUAGCGUUCAAGUCUUACAAGGAUCCUAACCGUUCAAACUGCCUGUCAACAAACCCCUAAAUCAUAAUAGACUAUGCAUUAUACCGGAUGUUACAAAGGUCAUCUGGCGACCUAAAACUGAUAUGGAUGUCACAAACUCAACCAGACAAUCCAACCUUCUCAAGAACACUUCGAGAUUCCGGAUGUGUUUGUUAAUGGUACUGUACCGUAUCAGUAUCCAAGCAGUAAAAAGUUCCUGCACUCGGGAGGGGAGGUUAUAGUAACAGUUGAGUAGUUAUAUAAGGUCCUGUAAAUCCAAAAUAGGGUUUCACAGAACACUCGAUAGUCAAAAGGAUAAUACUUAACUUAACAACAGGAGCAUAAUUAUCCAAACAAUUUGGGGGAUUUUGUUUAUCGAACACUAGUUGCUUCAAUGCGCUAAUAGUUAACGGAUCCAGAGUCGGAACUACAAAAAUACGAUUCUGAAAUUGCCUAAAAAAAACGUUAAGCUGGUCGAUAUCUCCGUGAACAUCAGCAAACUGAAAAAGAAUAUCACUGAACAAAACCCCCCAAGGAGUUAAUACAACUCGAACUUGGUACUGUCACGAUGUUCACAAGUUAAUCUGGGCGAAGCAUAUUUGUAUACAGUACAAAAUACAGGAACAAAGUGAAAGAACACACUGACACAUAAAGGUGUCUUAGACUACAUAUGAAUACAUAAAUCUAUAAACACCACUGAACAAUAGGAAUAUAAUCAACCUGCUCCACACCACCAGCAGUGCUGUACAGGAGACUGUGUUGUACUGAUGAAUUACGUGUUACAUUAAUGCGUGUUUGUUGGGAAACGCGAUAAAAGAUUACAUAUUAAAGUACAGCUCUAGACAACAGUAAACGCCUUGUAGCAAGAGAGAGUGGGAAUGAAUGCCUCGUUACAAGGUGUGCUUACAGCUCCGAUAAUUAUCAAACAAAAUUUUUUUUUAAAUAAUUUCACGUAGAAAGUUUGAAAACCAAUGCACAAUGCUUUUGUGGAAGGAAUCACAAACCCACCAACAGUAUUGAAGACUUAAAAUAAACUAUAGUUUAGUUUCUAAAGAGCGCGCCAAGUCGAGAGCUACGAGGACGCCAUGACGUCACCGCCCGAGGGCCACGGCACCACCCUUGUGCAUCAUAAUACGCGAGAGUGAUGCGCGGACAAGUGGCCAGGAAGGAGCUCAUUGUGAACGCUCCACGAUACGUGACCACCCACCCACGGCUGCUAUUACAACACGAGGUGAUGCAGCACGGACAUCAACAACGAGACUCCAGUCAGAGUAAAACACAGUAGACAAGUGUGAUUUCUGAGAUGUCAAGAAACACGACAUAAGUUCUUCAAGGACAGACAGUAACUAAGAGGCGUGAGUACCAGGAGAGUGUCCCAGCAGCCUCGCCUAUAUACAAGUCCCAAAACGAUGCCGCCAUGAAGUUGUCCGGACGCGUUCUUGAGCUGAACUGCCUCUUCCUGCUGGUGGUGGCACUGUUAGUGGCACUGCAGCUGUUCCUCCAGGUACGUGCCCAGCAGCAGCUACAUGUGAACAAGAGGAAUAAGGGAAUAGGCUUAGUUGGUCCCAUCGCCUUGCCUCUCCAAGACUCGGUCGACAUGCUCCAAGCUGGCCCUGGUCUUGGACAGGAUGGUGAAGCGGUCGCGCCUGAGGACGCGUUGGUAGCCGCACCCUUUGUUCCAAACAUUCGCAAAUCCUUCACCAAGAGGAAAGCCCCCUAUGUAAGGAAGGGCAAGAAGAACAAGAAGAAGAAGGCGCAGAACAAGAAGAAUAAACAACAGAAACAUGGACCACACGGGGAGGGAGAAGGGAGGACUGGGGGGCCCCAAGGGGGAGGCAAAUUAGGGAACUCCAAGAAACCCGCUGGGCCUAGAGGGGAAGGAAAACCUAUGAUAAAAGUCGCAGGUAAAUCUGGGGCCCAAAACCCUAGAUACAAGUCAGCACAAAAUAAACACACCAAAAAGAAUGGGUCGACCGGCACGGACAAAAAUAAAUUAAAAUCUCCUAGAUGAAGGGAAAUGUAUGAAAUAUUUAAUUAAUUCUGUGAUUAAUAACAUAGUUCUACAUUAUUUCUUCAAACUCGUAUGUACCAAUUUUAACCUGGAGUUUUAAGUAAUUGCACUCACUUUGAACUAACAAGUUGGUGAUACUGAUUCCUACUUCGUUAUAUUUGUUAUCUAAAUAUUAGUCGCCCCUCCACAUUUUCUACAGUUGUAAGUUUGAACAAAAUUGUAGUGAUAGCUUCGUGUAAGUGGUCAAUUACGUUGACUAGUACUAGUGCCUUAAUGGUGGCGUUGUUUAGCAUUUUAAGGUUACCGGUAACCUUUCUGUGUAAUUUGUUUUUAAAAGACAAAAGCUCAAAACUUGAGCCUUUAUGAAAAUAAAUGUUUUACAAUA